Phyllopteryx taeniolatus (common seadragon) is the source of this 2564-nucleotide messenger RNA. Its product is annotated as trichohyalin-like. The transcript is spliced from 12 exons. Lineage: Eukaryota; Metazoa; Chordata; Actinopteri; Syngnathiformes; Syngnathidae. The coding region runs from base 458 to 2122 and encodes 554 amino acids. The record is from RefSeq and is a predicted model, not a curated record.
GUCUGUGCCUCUCCCACCAGGAGCCUCAGAAUGCGUUGCAGGACGCAAAGGGCCAGGCAGGCAGAGCUCCUUAGCAUUUUUACAUAACCAAAAUCUUCAGGAUUCCUGUCACUCCAGCGAGGCUCCGAGAGGCGUGGUCAGGGGGGUUCUCCCACUGGAGCUGAGAGAUUUUCAGAACGGCCAAGCCGUUGGAUGCUUGAUUCUUGGUCCUGACGGAGAAAUUAUUCAACUGUCCCUCUAUGACAACUACCAACACCAACUUCUUGGUGACAAUGACACAGACCAGCAAGAAGAUGGAGAACUGAACUUAAAUGUACCAUCGGGCGAUGCUCACUACUGUGCACCGAUUGAAGCAUGUUUCGAUCUUCAUAAGUCUGCAGAGACGGAUGUAAGACCACCCAACAGCUAUGUCAAUUUAGUGGUUGCAACAAAUGAAAACAAAAAGGAAGCAGAACCAAUGGAAAAAACACAGUGGGAAGAGAAACAAGAUGUUAAAAACAAAGUGUGGAAAUCUUCACCAAGGGAACAAUUGGAGGAGCCUGCAGGAGGCACCAGUGAGGAGCAGCAAGGGGAAAAGGAGGGUGAACAUCUGCCACCAGCCAGUUCAGGACAGUUUGGGAACAACACAAUUAACACCCUGGAAUUUGGACUCGGAGGGAAGGAUGUGGAAACUGUCGAGUCACAAGAAGGACAAAUGCGAUCCAGGAAGAACAAGUUUGAAAAUGUGAGGAAGCAAAAGAAAGAAGAGAGUGACGCUCGUCUGACUAAAAGCCACAUAGAAGACAAGCAAACCAAGAAAAACGCAACAGACACACAAGAACAUUCUACACUAACAUCUGCGAAAAAGAAGAGAGGCAUCAAGAAAAGAGAGAACAGUGAGACGAGGACAAAGGAAGCAGCAAAUGAAGCAAAAGGAAGACAGGAAGAGACGACCAGAAGAAGACGACGGGCGAAGCUAGAAAACAAAGAUGAUGAUCUUAAUGUUCCCUCACAUAAACAACUAGAAGAUGGUCUGGAGAAAGAGGAGGUGGCAACCGAACAGGAAACAUGCGACGCACUUGACAUAAAAUCCCCCAAAAGCUUCACCAACGAAACAAAAGCUGACACCAGUGUAGAAGACGACACUGAGCGCCUUUCCAGUGAUGACAAACACAACCCUGACAGCAGCGUCCAAUCAGUUAGUUUCCAAAGGUCUCCACUUGUGUCCUUGGGCACCAAUGUGAGGAGCUCACCGGGAUCUUCCUGUGAGGGUCUAUCGGCCGAUAGGAGGGUCCUCACAUCCUCUCAAGGUCAACUGUCAUCAUCGUGCUCCACCGUCAUGGUAACCGAGGAGCAGCUGAUGUUGAACCUGGUAAAGACCGAGGCCUCCAGAAGGAAUGAGGAAGAGAAGGCUCGUCGUCAGGCCGAGAGAGCCGAUAUACAGAGGCAAGAAUUGGAGAGAAGGAGGGAGCAAGAGGAGGAAGAAAGGAUGCGGCUGCAAGAGGAGAGGAAGCGGACAAAGGACAACAUGAGGACCGAGCUGGAGGAGGAACGGAGAAGGAGAGUUGAACAUCUCCGACUGAGGAAACUUGCAGAGGAGGAGGUGAGGAGGAGGCGCGAGGAGGAGGAGCAGGAGCGAGCUGGACGGGAACAAGCGGAGCGAGAGAGGGUGAGGAGGCGUCAAGAGGAGAGGAGGCGACAGAUGGAGCGAUUGCAGAAGAUGAGAGAGGAGGAGGAAGGGAGGAGGAAAGCGGAAGUGGAGCGACUCCACCUGGAGGAGCAGAGGAGACAGGAAGAGGAGUGCAAACGCUUGCAGGAGAUGGACGCGAGUGAGAGAGACAAGUACCUCGCUAUGAAGGAGCGGGAGGAGGAGGACAGGAGGACCAAAGAGGAAGAGCACCGAAUGAGGGAAGAAGAACAAGCUUUGAGGGCUGUAGAAGAGUCCAGGGUGGAGGCAGAGCUACUCGCCAGGCACAUGACGCAGUUGCAGCAGAAGACGGCCUUCAAAAGGGGCCUGCUGCUGGAGGCCGAGGGGAUGGAACAAUCGCAGGGGAUCUCCAGGCCGUGGGUCUACUCCUAUUUCACUUUGUUACAGCUACCGGACCUGAAGCCUACUAAAACGUAUGAGAGCAUAACACCGUGAUCAUUCACCUCCAUCUCUGAUGACCGUGAUGAUGGAAAGUGUGUAUCCUGUCAAAUGGGUCAGUCCAAGUUCAGGUCCCUGACAAGUAAUGUAUUGGAAUCCAUCCAUCCAUUUUCUAUAGUACAUUAGAGUCACAGCUCAUUGUGGGCAAGAGGCGCAGUACACCCUGGACGGGUCGCCACAUCUAGACAAACAGUCAUUCUCAUUCACACCUACGGGCAAUUUAAAGUCUCCAACUAACUUACCACACAUGUUUUUGGAAUGUGGGAGGAAACUGGAGUUCCCGGAGAAAACCCACGCAGGCGAGGCCGGAUUUGAACCCACAACCUCACAACUGUGAGACAGAUGUGCUAACCAGUCAUCCGCCGUGCCACCUUUCGCUUAUUAAUGAAACAACAAUAUAUUGUACGUAUAAUUACAGCAUUUCAUGUUAUAUUUUAAU